CUCCGCACGCUCUCCCCCAUCCCAUCUGCCCCAUGCCGCCUCCUCCCUAGACAAGUGAGUGUCCUGGGCGUAGCCACCAGGUCCGGUCAGAGGCUCAGCGCCCGCCGCUCUAGGGAACCCACACGUAGCCGGAGCUGCCGCGGGACCGAAAGCCUCAGCACCCGAGACCUCGAGCGACCCGUCCCCACCCCGCCCGGCAGCAACAAGCAGAGCCGCCACCCUCUCCAAACCCCAGGACCCCAGCCACCUCUAUGAGAAAAGGAGACGCAGGGCAAAGGAGCUGGACGUUUGGCAGCCGGACUCCCCCGCAAGCGCGCGGCGCCCGCUCGGCGUCUGCUCCGCGAUCACCCGGAAAGCCCGAUGCCAGCGCCGCGCGUCGGCUGAAAGGGGACAGGGCCGGUUUCUCCCGCUCGCCCGGGAUCCGGUCUCUGCAGCGGCUGCGCGUCCCAGCCGGGGCUCCGCCGUCCCGAGAGUGAGCUGCAGCGACAGAAGGACCAAAGCAGCGACCCGGGGUUGGCCCGGGCUAGGGAAGGAGGGACGGAGCGGAAGGAGGGCGCAGGGGGUGGGGAGGGGAUCCCGGAGAAAAGAGAUGGCAACGUCUCUCAUCCAAGCGUGCCGCAGUCUGGCUCUCUCAACAUGGCUGCUUUCCUUUUGUUUCGUGCAUCUGCUCUGCCUGGACUUCACAGUGGCGGAGAAGGAGGAAUGGUACACAGCCUUCGUGAACAUCACCUAUGCCGAGCCCGAGCCGGGGCCCGCGGUGGCAGGCGGCGGUGGCGGCGCCGAGCUGCACACGGAGAAGAGCGAGUGCGGGCGGUAUGGCGAGCACUCGCCCAAGCAGGACGCGCGCGGCGAGGUGGUUAUGGCCAGUUCGGUCCACGACCGCCUGGCGUGCGACCCCAACACCAAGUUCGCCGCGCCGGCCCACGGCAAGCAUUGGAUAGCCCUCAUCCCCAAGGGCAACUGCACCUACAGGGAUAAGAUCCGGAACGCGUUCCUGCAGAACGCCUCGGCCGUGGUCAUCUUCAAUGUGGGCUCCAACACCAACGAAACCAUCACCAUGCCCCACGCAGGUGUGGAAGACAUCGUGGCUAUCAUGAUUCCUGAGCCCAAAGGGAAGGAGCUAGUGAGCCUGCUGGAAAGGAACAUCACCGUGACCAUGCACAUCACCAUCGGAACCCGGAACCUGCAAAAAUAUGUGAGCCGCACGUCGGUUGUGUUUGUCUCCAUCUCCUUCAUUGUGCUGAUGAUCAUCUCGCUCGCGUGGCUGGUCUUUUACUAUAUCCAGAGGUUCCGAUACGCGAAUGCCAGGGACAGGAACCAGCGCCGCCUGGGAGACGCAGCAAAGAAAGCCAUCAGCAAGCUCCAGGUCAGAACCAUCAAAAAGGGUGACAAGGAAACAGAGUCUGAUUUUGAUAACUGUGCAGUCUGCAUCGAAGGGUACAAGCCCAGCGAUGUGGUCAGGAUCCUGCCCUGCCGGCACCUUUUCCACAAGUCCUGUGUUGACCCCUGGCUUCUAGACCAUCGCACCUGCCCCAUGUGCAAGAUGAACAUUCUUAAGGCCCUAGGGAUCCCGCCCAACGCUGACUGCAUGGACGACUUGCCCAUUGAUUUUGAGGGCUCUCUAGGAGGCCCACCGACCAAUCAGAUCACAGGAGCCAGUGACACCACUGUAAAUGAAAGCUCUGUCACUCUGGAUCCUGCUGUACGGACAGUGGGGGCCCUGCAGGUGGUCCAGGACCCAGAUCCUACCCCUCAGGAGGGAGAAGCCAUCUUUACAACUAACAGUGAUCAAGAGCCAGCGGUGAGCAGCGAUUCAGACAUCUCGUUGAUUAUGGCACUGGAAGUGGGACUGUCUGACAUAGAACUUUCCACUGACCAAGACUGUGAAGAGAUGAAAUCCUGAAAUGGUAGAAACAGACAAAAGAAAACAGGACCCAGGCGGACAAGAAGGAAGCAUGUUCUGAGAUGUGAACUGGAUACACAGCCUUCAAGUCCCCAUGGCAACCCCAGGGCACUCUGCUCAAGGAUGGUAACGAAAGCAAUAUCCAAAGUCUCCUGAAUCAGGAUGCGAG
This is a messenger RNA of Acomys russatus (golden spiny mouse), 2072 nucleotides long. RefSeq names its product ring finger protein 150 (gene Rnf150). The transcript has 7 exons. The record is from RefSeq and is a predicted model, not a curated record. NCBI's taxonomy places the organism in Eukaryota, Metazoa, Chordata, Mammalia, Rodentia, Muridae. Bases 590 to 1903 code for a protein of 437 amino acids.